Messenger RNA from Chlamydomonas reinhardtii, 2926 nucleotides. RefSeq lists its product as uncharacterized. The coding region runs from base 47 to 1882 and encodes 611 amino acids. Gene Ontology annotation, molecular function: glycerophospholipase activity. Gene Ontology annotation, cellular component: cell periphery; endoplasmic reticulum; membrane. The record is from RefSeq and is a predicted model, not a curated record. Gene Ontology annotation, biological process: sphingolipid catabolic process; ceramide biosynthetic process. NCBI's taxonomy places the organism in Eukaryota, Viridiplantae, Chlorophyta, Chlorophyceae, Chlamydomonadales, Chlamydomonadaceae. The transcript is spliced from 2 exons.
GCUUUUGCAUGCAUAACACUGUCCUGCAAAUCAUCAAGUAGCGAGUAUGGCGCAACUCGACGACCAUGCUCUCGAGGUUCUUGGCGAGGACCUCUGGGCGCGCCUCACGCCUGAGCUCAUCCAAGAGAUCAGUAGCUACUUGCAUCCUAAUGAAGUUCUUAGCAGCGUCAAACUGCUCAACCGGGAGAUCGCGGAAUGCCUCCGCGACAGCUUUCGCACUUUCGUUCUGGGCCGCAAACAAGGGGACCGAGUAUGGAACCCUGAAAAGCUACAUCACGCGGAGCAGCCCUGGCCCGGCCGGGACUUUGUGGCGCACUGGGGCGGGCCCAGCCCCUGGCGCAGCCUCAGCCUGGCCCAACGCCACCGGCUGCUGUGCCUAGCGGCCUCGUCGGGCCACCUGCCCAGCCUGGACGCGGCGCUGGCGCACUGCGGCUGCACUCUGACCUCAGGGGCUCUCGCUUCAGCAGCGGCCGGCGGCAGCGUGGCGGCGUGCGAGCGGCUGCUGGGCGCGGGCGCUCCGGCGAGUUGCGAGGCCUAUGGACAGGCAUGUGUGGCAGCAGCGGCGGGUGGCCACAUGUCCGUGCUGCGGCUGCUGCUCGACCGCACAAGGCUAUCAAAAGCAGAGUCAUCGUACACUGCAAGCUGCGCUGCGGCAGCACGGGCGGGCCAGUUGCCGGCGCUGCAGCUGCUGCUGGAUUCGCCAGCAAGCGGCGCUGUCUGCGCACGGGUCAUCAGGAAUGCCGGUACCGGCGCCUGCGAGGGCGGGCAGCAGGACAUCCUCGUCUGGCUGCAGCAGGCGCACGGCUACAUUCCCAGCCUGGUAGACGCCGUAGCGGCGGCGCGGGGGGGUCAGGUGGCGUUGUUAGAGCAGCUUCUGUCGCCGCUGGUUCUACAGCCGGACCGCUUGGAAUCUGAGUUGGCAUCUGGCGGAAAUGCCGCAAAGCAGCCCCUAUACCGGAGGUGGAUAGUGCUUGAAGCUAUCACCGCCGGCUGCCCUGUGGAGGUCCUGCAGCGGCACCACGACCGGCUGUGGUCGGUGGCCGCGAACGCGAACGAGGCGCGGAGUGAAGAUGCAGCAGCAGCAGAGGCAGCAGCAUCCAGUAACAAAAUUCGGCGGCAACUUCUGCUGGCUACUGCGGGCAGCGGCACGGCCUGCUGGGGCCGUAAGCUGGACUUUUUCAUGUCGGCUUGGGGCCCAGACGGGGUGGCGCGCGAGCUGCAGCAGAGGUUCGACCUCACAGCUUUCUGCAAUGCUGCAGCGUUGCGACCAGACUACGCGCAGCGGCUGCGGCGCCUGCACGCAGCGGGCAUGCCCCUGGGAGUGCAGGCGCUGAGGUAUGCAGCUAGGUUCGGGCACAUCGACGCGCUCAAAUAUCUCUUAGACGAGGCCGGCGCACCCGCAGCAGCCAUUGACACGGCGUUUGUGCGGUCCUAUGUAUCUGAGCGCGGGCCUCAGCUUGCGGACUCGCAACUGCUAAGGUUGCUGAAGGAGCGUGGCUACGCUUUCACAGCAGCAGACGUGAAGGCGGCAGCGCGCUGGGGCUGGCCGGAUGAGCCGCUGAUUGCGCUGAUUCAGAUGGCGGUGGACGGUGGCGCAGAAGACGCCAAUGGUAGCGACUGGUCAGCAGCAUUCAAUUAUGCAGCCAUCGGCGGAGCCAGCACUUGCGUUCUGCAGGCGCUGCGGGUGCGCGGCGCGGCUGUGGACCUGGCGGCGGUGGCGAAGGGCGGCAGCGAGGAGGCACUGGACUGGGCGGCGGCGGAGCUGGAGGCGGAGGGGCAGGGAGGCAGCUCUGAUGGUGGUGCGCUGCUGGUGAGUGUGAGUGGUCGCGAAGAUAUCGUGCAAGCAUACCUUGAAGGGGAGAAACCACGGAGCUGGGUGUAAGCCUAUGAAACUGCCCUCGGGAUAUCCGGUAGCUUUUAUCGUCUUACACUGUGCAGACACUUUCAUUCCGUGAACUCAGCUACCGUCAGUUUACACGGCGGCGUCACAUGCAUCUCUAUAGCCUCAACAAUCCCUUUGACGUGCGCCGCGUGUAUGCUUCUUACUGAUACAGACGCCACUGCGGGAGUCUGAGGUCCAGUGUGUACAUGAGCGCGGCAACCUCGCCGCACUGCACUGGCUGCACCGGCGCGGACUGCUGGACGGCCGCAGUGUGAGCCGGCUGGCUGGCCGCGUGGAGCUGGGGGCGGCGCCUGCAGCAGCCGGAGGCGCCGAGCGCUGAGCAGGGCUGCAGGAUGGGGGCAGAAAAUUGUCAGUGGAUGGGGUAGGGCAAGUACUGGCGGCGGAGACUGUGGGGGCUCUUGGGCCAUCGGCGUUCUGAGUAAUUUGGCCAAGCGUUUGCUGAGAGCAGACUCCAUGGCUGCUUAAGGUCGCUGGCGGUUUGGUUGGGUUCUCCGUCCCAGCCUUGGUCGUGGCAUGUAUGUUGGCCAUUGCAGACGGCAUCACGCACGUAGGCGGACAGGGUGCAUGCGAGGAGAGGGAAUGCUUGAGGUUGGGGCACUGUGUGAGGACUGAGGGCCGUGCUGCUGCUGCGUUUGCUGCUUGCGAGGUAGGGCACAGUAGUGGCACGGUGGCCUGCUGGCGGGCGACGCGGCGCCGUGUGGGGGGUAGCUACUUGGCACAAAUGCAAAGGCAUGGACCUGCAUGCCUCAUGUGCACAGCUAGCGUGCGUGCGUGCGGUAUCGCCAGAUGCUGCAGCGUUCGUGGUGUUCUGGUAUGUUGGUGGUAGAGGCACGCACGUCGCUGCUGGGGGCUGGAGGUUGUUGCGGGAGGCGGUGGCGUGCUGAGGGGCGCAUGCCGCCAUGCGGUGCGGGCGGCAGGAGGCGCUGUGUAGCAGCACAGCGGCUGUGAGCUGGGAGGUUCGAGCUGGUGGGAGCUGCGCGGUUGGGUCCAUGCCGGGGCGCUAGGUUGGACUGGCUGAAGCUG